Messenger RNA from Wasmannia auropunctata (little fire ant), 475 nucleotides. RefSeq lists its product as uncharacterized. The record is from RefSeq and is a predicted model, not a curated record. Lineage: Eukaryota; Metazoa; Arthropoda; Insecta; Hymenoptera; Formicidae. The annotation marks the transcript as partial. The transcript has 3 exons.
UUGCGGCAAUUAUUUCCUACGGAAAGGAUUUCAUUUACAGAAUGAGGUUCAUCACGGCGAUUGUUAUCAUCGCUCUCUCGGAUGCAGCGGUAAGCAGCCCGGAUUUUGGCGAUCGCAUCACUCGUGUAAAAAGUUCGAACGCGAAUUCCGUUCGUCAGCAAUCGGACCCAAAUGAGUACUUGUCAUUGUUCAACAUCCAUCAACAGCUCGAAAAACUUCAAUCUAUUCUUAGAGACUCUCAACAAAAGAACGAAAUGAACUAUACUCUCCAGCCGUCGUCAUUAACCGACACUCCAUUGAACAUCAGUUUCUCGGCAUCCGAACACUCUUUAUCCAUUCCACAUUCAACCCCGCAAUCGACUAGUCAACAAUCCUCAUUAUACGUACCGCAAAGUUUCAAUGGCUCUACAUUCUACAAUCCUCAGUCAAAUCAGCUUACAUUCCCGAUUCUUUUGCCACUGAAUUGCUCGGAAUC